Molecule: messenger RNA, 994 nt
Organism: Gambusia affinis (western mosquitofish)
Lineage: Eukaryota; Metazoa; Chordata; Actinopteri; Cyprinodontiformes; Poeciliidae
Product: C-type lectin lectoxin-Lio2-like
Exons: 3
Coding region: 1-690 (229 amino acids)
Source: RefSeq, a predicted model, not a curated record
AUGCCAGAUGAAACUAAUACAACCCAUAAAUAUCACCUGAUUAAAGAGAGGAAGACCUGGCAGGAAGCUCAGAGUUACUGCAGAGAGAAACACACAGACCUGAUCAGUGGAACAAAGCAACUAGAGGAUGAAGAAGUGAAGAAAUUGAUGAUCUCUUCAGAUCAUAUAGCAUACAUUGGAUUAUUCAGUGACACCUGGAGGUGGUCAGAUGGAAGCAGUUUCUCUUUCAGACACUGGAAUCUACACUUUAACAAUCAGAUAAUCAACAGUGGUCAAUGUGCCAUGACUGUGUUUGAUGAUGGAGGCAGAUGGAGGAAAGAGAACUGCAAUGAAAGAAAACCCUUCAUCUGUUAUGAAGAUAAAUUGAUCCUGAUCAAAGAAAACAAAACCUGGCUUGAGGCCUUGACCUACUGCAGAGAUCAUCAUGAUGACCUGGUCACCAUCACCAACAUGGAUGAUCAGAUAUUGAUCCAGAAGAAAGCUAAGGAGGCAUCGACUCCUAUUGUCUGGUUGGGUUUGUUCUUCAGCUGCUUGAAGAAUAAGUGGUUCUGGGUCUGUAAGAACAAUCCAAACUUAGAAAGACGGAUCAAUAAUUGUGGAAAAUCUGGAGCCAUGGAGGCAGGAGGAAAACACAAGUGGUUCCAAGGAAACAGCACAGAGAAGUUGAAUUUCUUCUGUCUUAAGCGUUAAGUUGUUCUUUUCUUGUUUGCUCUUUUAAAAAUAGUUUAAGAACUUCGUUGAAGUUUACAUUUUAUUUCAUCUAUGAUAAAAAAUGACGACUAGCAGAGAUUCAAACUAGAGGUUCUGCUCUGAACUUUGUUUCUGUUCAGUUUGUAAUUAGCUUGUACAUGAAAAUUUUUCUUCCUUUAUUCCAGUUUUAUUUUACUGAAGACAAAAUGGCUCUUUGUGUUGUAAAGGUUGCAGAUCUCUGCUUUAUACUGAAAGCAAAUAUGAUGUUCAAAUUUAAUGCUAUUAAAUACUGAGGAAUUAUAUG